AUGAAUCCUUUAAAAGAACAAGAUGAGAACCUAACUUUCAACAUCAUUGUUAAGGAAGACGCUGAAUACUCCAAGGAUUUGAACAGUACGGAAGAAGUGGGAGAAAAUUUUAGGAGUGCUACAGAGGCUAAUAAAGAAACGCACUAUAUUGGUGUUAGAAAACGGCCAUGGGGAAAGUAUGCAGCUGAGAUAAGGGAUUCCACAAGAAAUGGAACAAGGGUUUGGCUUGGGACUUUUAACAGUGCGGAAGAAGCUGCUUUGGUUUAUGAUCAGGCUGCAUUUGCGAUGCGAGGAGCCUCAGCACCCAUAAAUUUUCCGAUAGAAAAAGUAAAGGAAUCUCUUAGAAACAUGAAUUACAGGUGCAAGGAUGGUUCAUCUCCAGCUGAAACCAUAAAAGAGACUCACAGGACUCGGAAUUCGUCGAAGAGCAAAGGCAAAAGGAAACAAAUUAGCGAAGAAAAUGUUUUGGUGCUUGAAGACUUGGGAUCUGAUCUAUUAGACCAGCUAUUAUCUGAGAAUUGA
Molecule: messenger RNA, 522 nt
Organism: Fraxinus pennsylvanica
Lineage: Eukaryota; Viridiplantae; Streptophyta; Magnoliopsida; Lamiales; Oleaceae
Source: the annotation of a GenBank genome assembly